Ostertagia ostertagi is the source of this 642-nucleotide messenger RNA. NCBI's taxonomy places the organism in Eukaryota, Metazoa, Nematoda, Chromadorea, Rhabditida, Trichostrongylidae. The record is from the annotation of a GenBank genome assembly.
AAGGACGGAAAAGCAAUACAGACUGCGACUGCAAGUUGCCGAUUCGCAACUAUCAAACGCCCCACGUUGUUUUGGCACAAACGCAGUUUACGAGUACCGAAGAAACCAAAGCCACUGAAACCACCAGUAUCGAAGGAACCAACGGUUUUCCUAAUCAGUCAGGAACCUUCAAGUAAUCUUCAAGUUCUGCAACCAAUUGAAGAGAAUUUACCGCCACCCAUCUUUACUCCCAAGCCGACUCAAGUCAUUCCUUGUAGCCUCAUUCAGAUAUUCAGCAAAGCUGAUGCUAAACCGUAUGAGCAAGACUGUCGUCUCACCAGUUUCGAACGGAAGUUGAGAUCCCAUAAAAAAUUUGGAGCUGGUCAUCAACCUCAUGAGAAGCUUCUGUGCCCUCAACAAGCGAGUCAAAUCGAAAUACGUUUCACGAGUACGUGUUCAACUGACGUCAUUGUACAGGUACAAGCCCCGAAUGGAGAAUUUAGCAGUUAUCUGCAUCCAUUCAGAGACCACUCAGUUGCUUUCACGCCCACUAAGGUUGGCUGCGGUCAUGGCCUUUGGCGAAUAUAUGUUGCAAUGCGUGUUGGGUGCAGAUUUCGUCAUAUGCGAACUAUAGACAUUGAUCUUAAAGGACAAGGUAAAUGA